Molecule: messenger RNA, 264 nt
Organism: Staurois parvus
Lineage: Eukaryota; Metazoa; Chordata; Amphibia; Anura; Ranidae
Source: the annotation of a GenBank genome assembly
UGCACAUCAGUGCUACAUAUUAGUGCCCAUCUGAGCUGCCUUUCAAUGUCACCCAUCAGUGCCACCUAUCAAUAUCAAUCAGUGCCACCUAUCAGUGCCAGUCAGUGUCGCCUAACAGUGCGCAUCAGUGCUGCCUAUCAGUGCCACCUAUCAGUGCCAGUCAGUGCCGCCGCCUAUCAGUGCCAGUCAGUGCCGCCUAUCAGUGCCAUCAGUGACUCCUCAUCAGUGCCCAUCAGUGCCACCUAUCAGUGUCCAUCAGUGCAG